AUGGUGCUAUCCCGAAGAGCCUGCAGCUUACUCUUGUGUCUAGCGUGCGUGACUGCCAUCUCCCUGGUGGGCAUGGACAAGGACGAAGCCAAGGCCAAGCUGGAGCGCGCCUUCCCAAACCUCAAGGUCUUCACCGUGGGUCAGGAUCGGGUGGUCACCAUGGACUACCGCCGCGACCGCGUCCGCAUCUUCCACAAUAAUGAGGGUAGCGUUGUUCGCGUGCCACGCCUGGGGUGA
Auxenochlorella protothecoides is the source of this 237-nucleotide messenger RNA. RefSeq lists its product as hypothetical. The transcript has 2 exons. Lineage: Eukaryota; Viridiplantae; Chlorophyta; Trebouxiophyceae; Chlorellales; Chlorellaceae. Bases 1 to 237 code for a protein of 78 amino acids. Gene Ontology annotation, biological process: response to wounding. Gene Ontology annotation, molecular function: serine-type endopeptidase inhibitor activity. The record is from RefSeq and is a predicted model, not a curated record.